Molecule: messenger RNA, 2947 nt
Organism: Dictyostelium discoideum AX4
Lineage: Eukaryota; Evosea; Eumycetozoa; Dictyosteliales; Dictyosteliaceae
Exons: 2
Cellular component (GO): nucleus
Source: RefSeq, a predicted model, not a curated record
AAAUCAAGCAAAAUCAUCAACAAUACAACAACCAACUCAAACUCAACAAUCAAAUAUAAACAAUAAUACAGCAAAACCAAGAGCUGCACCACCUCUUAAAUUAGUUAUAACGAAUAGUAAUCCAAGUUUAAAACAAAAGCCACAAUCACAACAAACAAUACCACAACAAUCAGUACCACAACAAUCAAUACCACAACAAACAAUUCAGCAAUCAGUACCACAGCAACAACCAAAUCAAUCACAACAAGUAAAUGUAAAUCGUACCAUAAAUCCACAACAACAACAACAACAACAACAACAACAACAACAACAACAACAACAACAAAAUAUAAAUCGUACAGCUCCUUUACCUCAACAAUCAAAUUAUAAACCACAACCAGGUGUAAUUUAUCAACAACAACAACAAACACAGUAUAGAGUUGGCACACCAUUAACAAUCAAUAGAUCACCAAUGGUUGGAAUGGUAUCAAAACAACCUAUGAGUUCAUCACAACAACAAUCACAAUCACAACAAAAUAUACAGAGAGUUCCUUGUCAAGGUAAAUGUUGUGCAGGAUUAGCAGUAAAACCAUUGGUUCCAAUUAAUUCUAUAACAGCUAAACCACCACCAUAUAGUACAAUGGGUCCACGUGGACCAAUAAGUGGUGGCUUUGUUAGAACUUCUCCAACUGGUGCAAUCAUUGGACCAUCACCACAACAACAAACUAUGAGUAGAGCAAUGGUAAAUAGUAUGCCAAUUCAACCACAAAUUCAAAUAAAACCAAAACCAUCACCACUUAACAAUGGUGGUAUUCCAAUAACCACAACAACAACAACAACAACAAAUCCAUUAAAUAAAUCAUCUCCUUCAACUUUAACACAAUCAUCAAAUACUCUAGCAUCAUCAAAUAAUAAUAUAACAACUUCAAAUUCAUUAUCCUCAUCAACAUCAUCAUUACCAACAACUUCCACUACUCCAACUACAAAACCAAAAUCAAAACCUAGAUCAAAAUCAAAUAGCAAUUCACAAACAUCAUCAUCAACAACAUCAUCAUCAUCAACACCAUCAACACCAACAACCAAUUCUACAAAAAAUAAAGAAAAUACAACACCAAAUAAAGGUGAUGAUAGUGGAACUGAUAAUGAGAAAUCAUCAUUAUCAAAUUCUAGUAAAUUAUUACCAACAGCCUAUACAAUGGAUCAAGUAUUACCAUUUAAUCCUAAUCAAAUGUUUUUAGGUCCAGAAGAUAAAUAUAUAAAAUCUGCAACUCGUACCUAUCAUAAAAUACCAACCAAUCCAUCAGUAAUGUCGAAUAAUAGGGGCGCAGAAAUACCGAGUAGUUUAGAAUACAUUCUCGAUAUCCCAAUUAUUCAUGAUGAACCUUCCUCUAAAAAUAAUCCAACUUGGGGUCGUUUAAUAUUAGAUGCUUUAAGAAGAUUAGUUGCAAAUAAAAAAACAACAAGAAUAACAGAAAGAUUAAAAUUAGAUAAUAUGUAUAAAGAUAUGGAUAGUAGAUCAAAUCAGGAUAAAUUAGAUUGGAAGAAUGGUUUAGUAAAUGAAGCACAACUUAAUUAUCUUUUAAGUUUUUUAUCAAAUACAAUUCCAUUUCCAGAUACACCUGAAAAAAAUAAAAAUAAAUAUUUAUCAAGUAGUGACUCACAAAUUAUAAAUAGUAAUGAUCAAUCAAAUAGUUUAAAUAGCAACAACAGCAGCAACAAUAGUACUACUAAUAAUAAUAAUAGUAGUACUACUACCAAUAGUACUAAUAAUAUUAUUAAUAAUAAUAAUAACAACAACACAUCAAGUGUCCCAAAUUCAACAAAUAAUUCAAAUAAUUCAUCACCUGAACAACAAGAUGUAAUUGAUAUGGAACUUAAAUUAGAACCUGAUAAUUCUAUGAAUUUUCCAAUUGAAAUUAAUAUGGAUAGUUUAGGUUCAUAUAUUGAUGAUUCUUUUACUUUUGAUAAUAGUUCUUAUGAUGAUACAGCUACUAUUAGUAGUGAUGAUAAAAAUUUACCAAUAACUACAGUUAUGCCACCAACAACAUCAACUACCUCAACUCCACAAACAAUAACAAAUACAAUUCCAACCACAACACCAACUAUUAUAUCACCACCAACAAUUACAACUACAACUACAACAACAAAAACAACAUCACCUCCAACUAUAACAACAACAACAUCACCUCCAACUAUAACAACAACAACAUCACCUCCAACUAUAACAACAACAACCACAACAAUAAAUAGUAUCACUCCAACAACUUCUACAUCCUCAACUAUCAAUUCUAAUACAACACCUAUGUUAGAUAUUGUAAUUGAUCCAGUUAUUUCUUUGGAACUUUUAGAUGAAAAUCAUCAACAACAACAAAAUAAAGAGGUAAAAGAAGAAAAUGUACAUUCAAAACAACAACCACCACAACAACAACAACAACAACAACAACAACAACAACAACAACAACAACAACAACAACAACAACAACAACAACAACAACAACAACAAGAAGAUUUUAUGAUUCAAGUCCAAACAUCAGAUUUAGAAACACAAACACAAAUUCAACAAGAUAAAGAAGAGAUUCAAGUGAAACCAAUUGUAGAUAGUAAAAAAAGUGGAAAUUCACCAACACAAAUUCAACAACAACAACAACAUCAACAACAACAACAUCACCAUCAACAUAAUACAUUAACUCAAGGAUUUGAAUUUGGUAUGAUGAUGGAUAUAAUGAAUUCACCAAGUAGUACCUCAUCAAUGAAAAGAAAAAGAGAUGAUGUUGAUCAACCAAUCAAUCAAAUUAAUAAUUCAUCAAUGGUAGUUCAACAAAAUAAUGAUUUCUUUUCAGAUUUUAAUACAAUUGAAGCCCCAUUCAGUUCAUCUCACCAUUCUUCACAAUUAUCAUUUCAAACACCUUUUAGUCCUGAUAUUGUAAUUGAUAGUGAUUUUCAAAAUAAAAAGCGUAUUGUUUCUUAA